Messenger RNA from Asterias rubens (European starfish), 4207 nucleotides. Its product is annotated as cyclin-F-like. The coding region runs from base 102 to 2570 and encodes 822 amino acids. Lineage: Eukaryota; Metazoa; Echinodermata; Asteroidea; Forcipulatida; Asteriidae. Gene Ontology annotation, cellular component: nucleus; cyclin-dependent protein kinase holoenzyme complex; cytoplasm. The record is from RefSeq and is a predicted model, not a curated record. Gene Ontology annotation, molecular function: cyclin-dependent protein serine/threonine kinase regulator activity; protein binding. Gene Ontology annotation, biological process: mitotic cell cycle phase transition; regulation of cyclin-dependent protein serine/threonine kinase activity. The transcript has 16 exons.
UUCAACGGCAGGCGCAUCUUUAGGGACAGGGGGGCUGUAGUUUAGAGCGCCUUUUUACGACUUUACAUCCCAAAUAUUUCUUCAAAAUUUAUUCCACAAGAAUGAAAGGUAACUUAAUCCUAAUGAACCGGAAUCGCCGGCUGAGAUCUUACACAUUGUGCAGUUUGCCCCAAGAAGUGCUAAUCCAACUCUUCAAGUAUCUUCCGUUAAAAGACCUGCUUAAUAUAAAACAAGUGUGCUCGCUAAUAAAAUGGUUAAUCGACAGUAAUCCUCGUCUGUGGACAACGGCUACUCUCGUUGAUGAGUGGCCAAAUGAAAUAAACUUUAAACAUUUUCAAAGGGCAGCUGAUUUGGAUAAUGUGGAGGCGCUGAUCAAGUUGGGCAUAGCUUGCUUAUACAAUGAAGGGUUGCCAGAGUCAUUUGAUACGGACACAGAGGCCAAGGGGAAACAUGCGGCCAAGUUCCUGUGCCAUGCGGAGAGACUCCUCAAAGGGGCUGACCCCUUCCUCUGGGCACUCAUCAGACCCCCCUGGAGUAAGAAUGGCACCUGCUGCAAGGCCACUGUCUUUAGGCUGUUGAAGGAAUUGGGGAGCAACUCUCAGGAAUGUGACCAAACAGUGCUGUACUCUAUCGCCAGAAUAAGCAUCAUCCUUCAGGAUGACGACGAGAGCAUUGACUCGGAUUUCCUGACAGAGGAUACCAAGAUGUGGCUGACGAAGGCAGCCGAGGUCGGCUCACACAAAGCCGCCCUACAACUGUGGCAAUACAACGCAAGAAACUGUAAGGAUGCCGCUUCCAAGCUUGAAAGAAUACGACAACUCAGGGAGAUGGUGCAACCGCAUGGAUCCAAAGUAUCCAAGAUGGAGUUGUACAAUGCAUACGCUCUGGGCAAGUUUGGUGGUCUGCUCCCCCACCAGGCUGCUGAAGCUACCAGGGCGUACAUCCGAGACUCCAUACCGAGGAACUCGCAGAAACUCUUCAAUGUGCAGUCAAAACUCAACAGUGCAAUGAGAUACAUCUUAGUAGACUGGCUUGUGGAGGUGGCCGGGAUGAAAGGCUACUCCUCGCACACGCUACACAUGGUGAUCAACUGCAUCGACCGGUACCUCAUGCACCAACCGGUAUCCAGAGGCAAUCUACAGCUGGUUGGUAUCACUGCCAUGGUCCUGUGCUCAAGAAUGUUGGAGCCGGACAUCGUUACUAUCAGAGAGGCAGCGUGGUUGACUGAUGGAACUUACAAGUAUGAAAAGGUCGUAAGGAUGAUGGGUGACAUCUUAGCAACCCUCCAUGGGAAGAUUGAUAUGCCGUCCAUGUGGGAAUACCUGAUCCUCUACUUCCAGUUAGCCGACGCAGAACGUCAACUGAAGUAUCUUGCAUUGUACAUCAGCGAGCUCACAUUACUCCAUGUUGACUUCGGCCGGUACUCGUUAGCGCAUCAAGCGGCCAGCGUCUUCUACCUAGCCAGAAUCAACUCAGGCUGUGAUACACCAUGGCCGCCCAAGUUAGUUGAAUACACCGGCUUCAAAGCCACGGAUCUUGUCCAAUGCACUCUGCACAUCCACAAGAAAUGUUUCAAUGACGAGCCUCUCUCGGACCAUCGCGACGUGAAACUGACAGCCGUCCAGCAACGAUACGCCGAGGAAGAAUACCUUGAAGUCAGCAAAAAGGAAAUAUUAGAUCACGUGGCUCUACGCGCUCAGCUGUACGCCGAGGACGAUAACAUGACCGUAGAUGAGGAGAGCUGCUCGUUGCCUGGUACCCCGACUCCUUGCGGUAGAGUUGAACCAUUCCUCAUGUCACCGUCUAGGAGCUCCAGGUCAAAUAGACUUUCACAAGCAUCCAAAGAUGACCGGGGAGAUCUCGUCACCACGCCGACCGGGGAACUCUCCACGGAUAACCUGGAGCGGAACAGCCACGAGCCAAAAAACGAAAGCUUCAUGUCCCUGGAGUCGGGGUACGACGGCGACAUGGAGAGCGACGCAGAGGGUGAUUCAGUAACGGACACGGUUCAUAGUGAAGAUUCUCUGUGGAUGAUACCAGCAUUCAAUGCCCGCUUGCCUAAAGCUACCCCCUCUUAUCACACGUGGAUGUCAUCGGCCUCAUCAUCCACCACUGCUUUUGCUGCUGCCACUACCUCUACCUCAUCUCAUCACGCUGCUCAUCUACCUCAAACUCGACCCACCUCCUCCGCCCGUUUCACCCCCGUCACAACGAACAGUGCAAUCCCAAUUUACCAAUCAUCCACCGAGGAACAGGACACAAGAUGCAGCAACCGAGACUCUCUGGAUGUUGCCGUGCCAGCCAUUGCCAUGGAAACCCAAAACAAAACAAUCGCCACUGAUAACGAUCCGAUCAUCACCCUGCAGGUUAAAAGAGACAUUUCUCAAGUCCCGUUUGCCGGGCAGAGCUUCAAGUUUGACUCGAGUGGAAAGCUGAAGAUGCGGUCACCGCGACGACCACUGAAGAGAUUGGAGAACAGCCCGAGGAGGCGGGAUUCCAAACGGCAAUACACCGGGAAGACCGGAACGAGAGAGCAGACGACACGAGAGAAUGCUCAUACACUAACAUGAUUGGAUUAACAGGUCAUAGGUCACUGUGGUGAAAGAGACACGGGAGAUGGUGAUGGCAGUGCUGCAAAGGGCAUUGUUAAAUGUAAAGGAGAUAUUUGUGGGAUGGGAAGUUAGUUUGCUACAGAAGGGACAUUCAGGAACACUGGAUCAUCGCUAGAUGGAGUAAGUAGACCAGAUUGAGUCUAUUUAUUAUAAAUAAAUCACUCUUCAGCAAUAUUUUGUAUUUAUCAGGUAUUCGUCUCAUUUUGUCCCAUCUGGCAUUAUUAAAAAAAAAAUUCAAUUCAAUGCUUGAUUUAUUUAUUGCAGGUGAAUUAAUUAAUUUUUUUAAUGAUUGUCAGGAAAAAUAUGACCCCAUACUUAAUCAGAUUCACAAGAUGUGCCUGUGCUAAGGCCACAUCUUGUCUGUGUUCUCUGAUCACUUUUGUUUUUCCAAACCGUGCAUGUAUUCAAGACGUUUACAUUUGAUUCAUUCCAGUUAUUAUUAAUUGGUUUAGGAAUGGGGGGGGGGGUACUUUUGAAAGUUGGACAGAGAGGUAUGAGGUAAAUGGUUCCAAAUAAUUAUAUUUUUAAUUUACCCCACCAUCAUACUUGCUUACAUUCCUUAACCUUGUCAACUCCUUCUAUGUUUUCAUUGUUUUCUGGGAAUCUCAGGAAUCUUUAGAGAAUUUUGAGGUGGGGGGGGGGGGGGAGUGUGUUCACGUAUGGGAACAUUUGUUGGAAGGGGGAGGGGUGCUCACCCUCCGCUAUGCCAGGCAUGAUAGGGGUAUUCGUAUACACAGUUCAAACUCCUUGUUUUAGUAUAUAAACAUUGACAAAGUACUGAACGGUAUGUUUAUAUUUUAGUGUACAAAUACAUUCCACUCUAUUUGUAGUUAUUUUUAUAUUUCAAAGUCAGUUUGUAAGUUACAAACUGACUGUUCCUGAGAUUAAGAUCAGAAAUGAUGGGAUUUUGGACUCUGUUUACAAGUUUACGGAAAAGAAGAAAUGCCAGAAUGUAAACAUUAAUGCGUUGAAACUAUCCUCUUUGUAAAUUUCAUUGGCUUUCAUUUUGGUGGCGUUUAUUUUUUCUUGUUCAAGAAACUAUGCAAAGAAUGAAAUAAAUAAAAGUGUAAUUUUUUUUUUAAACUUUAGUUUUAUAUAAAUAGAGGAACAGCUGAGAAGAGAAAAUGGGCAGCCAACGUUCAAGAACAGUACAUUCUCUGUCUUUCAGGUUAAUCAGGGCUAUAUAAAUGUACAUUUUUUGUUUUGUGUACUGUUAUAAUAAUUUUCUACUCUGUUGUCUGAUGUGUACUGCAUCAGGCUGGGUACUUAAUUUGUCUUUGUGCUCCUAGUCAUUGCCUUGGUGCCCUACAACAUUUCCAGUAGAAAUUCACAUUAUCCUCAUAUCGCAAAGGCAACUACCUUGCCAUUACAAAAGCCUGCUACAAUAAUUCCAUACGUGUACUUCAAUUAAUGUAGAAAAUCAGUCAAAGUUUGAAAAUGUUCUAUAAAAGUAAACCAUACAGUAACCCUUUGGGUGACUGCCCUAUGUUCAGACAAACCCCUAUGAUCUAAUAACCAGAGGUCGAUUUCACAAAGAGUGAGAACUACUAGUCCUAGGAGAUAUUAAAAUUAAAAACGUAUGGCAUUGGCUAGUC